This is a messenger RNA of Papaver somniferum (opium poppy), 2970 nucleotides long. Its product is annotated as receptor-like serine/threonine-protein kinase At2g45590. NCBI's taxonomy places the organism in Eukaryota, Viridiplantae, Streptophyta, Magnoliopsida, Ranunculales, Papaveraceae. Gene Ontology annotation, biological process: protein phosphorylation. The transcript has 2 exons. Bases 169 to 2445 code for a protein of 758 amino acids. The record is from RefSeq and is a predicted model, not a curated record. Gene Ontology annotation, molecular function: ATP binding; protein kinase activity.
GCAGUUAAGAGAGCAGUGAAGAGGAAGAACCAGAAGAAGAAACAAACAACCAGAAGUUUUAACAUUACAGAGAAAACCUCCAUUUUUGUUUUUCUACAGCCUGUGGACUAAUCAAAUCCCGCGUUUAUGACUCCGGAAUGAUCGGUUAUCAUCAUCAUCAUCAUCAACAUGCCAUCACGACAACUAUCACAAACACCAACACCACCGUUUUUUGUACCGCCAGAAGACGUAGUAGUAGUACCAUCAACAGAAGCAACAACAACAGCAGCAACAGCGUCAAACAACCAGACCCCAACACUUCCUUAUAAUCAUCAUAAUCAUCAUCAUAAGUUUCCAUUGCCAGCAGUGUUGAUUACAAUCGCGAUGGUAUUUACAUUAUUAACAUUUUUAGCGAUUUUAUAUCGAAAAUUAUCUCGUAAAAGAACAGUCCCGACAUCAGAUCUAAACCCUAAACCACAGCGGUACUCGUACUCUGUACUUCGUCGUGCUACUGGAGCAUUUGCGGCUUCGAAUCGAUUAGGUCAAGGUGGAUUUGGUUCAGUGUAUAAGGGUGUGUUAACAAAUGGUCAAGAAAUUGCUGUGAAAUUAAUGGAUUCGAUUGGUUCGUUACAAGGAGAAAGAGAAUUUCAGAAUGAAUUGAGCAUAGCUGGUAAAAUUGAUUCGCAAUAUGUUGUUAAUUUGAUUGGAUUUUCUAGCGAUACGAAACGGAGAAGAAUGUUGUUAGUUUAUGAAUUGAUGAUUAAUAGGAGUUUACAAGAUGCAUUACUUGAUAGGAAAUGUGUUGAAUUGAUGGAAUGGAAAAAGAGAUUUUGUAUUGCUGUUGAUAUUGCUAAAGGACUUGAGUUUCUUCAUUAUCAAUGUGAUCCUGUUAUUAUUCAUGGUGAUAUUAAACCUAGUAAUAUUCUUCUUGAUAGUGAUUUUAAUGCAAAGAUUGCUGAUUUUGGUCUUGCUAGAUCUAAGAUUGAUGAUGCUUAUGGUGGUGGUGGUGGUGGUGGAGGAGGGGAUUUGGUUUCUGGAGUUUCUGAGGUUUCAGGGAUUGAAAUUGAAGAAGAAGUAGAAGAAGAGAGAAAAGUUUGUAAUAAUGAAUUGAAAAAGAAGAAAAUUGAAGGAGGAGGAGGAUCUGAGAUUUUAACUGAUAAUGGAUCUAUAAUUGAUGGAACUGAGAGUGUUUUGACUGGUUAUGAAGAAGUAGGUUUUGUGGAAGCAUCACCGGAGAGUUGUAUUAUUAGAGUUACGGAUGGUGUGGAAGCUGCGUCGUCUGAAAAUGUGAUUGUUUUGUCGCCUGAAGCAGUUACAGCAACAGAAGAAGCAUCACCGCCUUCGGAGAUUAUGGGGACGAGUAUAUCAGAAGGGAAUUUCGAUAGGCUUAGUAUGGAUAGUAGGAAAGAUUUGGUUGGUGAUGGGAAUAGGAAGAGUAGUAGUAGGAAGAAGAGUGGUACAGGGAAAGAUUGGUGGUGGAAACAAGAUGGUGGGUGUGGAUCGGAGUCUGGUGUGAAAGAUUAUGUAAUGGAAUGGAUAGGAACUGAAAUUAAGAAAGAAAGGCCUAAAAGCGAGUGGGUUACUACCGUAGGUGAAGAUAUGUGUAAAGCGAAUUGUAAACCGGAUAAAAAGAAACAGCAUAGGCGUCUUGAAUGGUGGGCGUCGUUAGAUGAAGAUAAGGUAAAGAAGAAGGAGAAAACUAGACCUGCUAGAGAGUGGUGGAGGGAAGAAUUUUGUGAGGAACUUAGUAAGAAAAAGAAGAAAAGGGAGUUGAAGUCUACUAGUAGUGGUGCAGGAGGAGGAGAUAAUUGGUGGCAGAGAGAGGAAGAUAUGAAUGUUGAUGUUAAAAAGAAGAAGAAAAGGAAUUGGAGUAGAGGUAGUAGAGGAAGUGUUGAUUGGUGGUUAGAUGGUUUGAGCGGGGAAAUUAAAUCUUUCGGAAGAAAUAGUCGAGAUUGGGUAAGUGGAGAAAUCCCUAAAAGUGGCGGAAUCAGUAGUACUCCGAGUAUGAGAGGCACGGUAUGCUACAUUGCUCCUGAAUAUGGUGGUGGUGGACAACUCUCUGAGAAAUGUGAUGUUUAUAGCUACGGAGUUCUUUUAUUAGUUCUUGUGUCUGGUCGUCGGCCAUUGCAAGUUACGGCUUCACCAAUGUCAGAAUUCGAACGUGCGAAUCUCAUUUCAUGGGCUCGACAUCUUGCCCAUAGUGGGAAGCUUCAGGAACUCUUUGAUCCAGCUAUUCAGUCGUUGGAUCGAGAACAGGCUCUUCUUUGUGUCACUGUUGCACUUCUCUGUUUGCAACGAUCGCCCUCUAAACGGCCCAAUAUUAGAGAAGUUGUUGGGAUGCUUACGGGAGAAUCAGAGGCUCCGCACUUGCCCUUCGAGUUUUCACCCUCACCGCCUUCUGGUUUCCCAUUUAAGUCACGGAAGAAACCUAGAGAUGCAAAUUCCAUUGGAAUGGAGAACUGUUAAAAAGGGUGCUGGAAGCCACUGUAGUUUUUUUCACUACAAGACUCGUCAACGAAACUAAGGUGUGUAUUUUUAAUUCUUUAGUUAUCACGAGUUGUUACAGUUGAGAACGGGUUAUGUACAACCUGGAUGUGUAUGCUACUGGAUGACCUUCAGGAUACUCAAAUUUAUUUGAUGGCAUACUUAAGGGAUUGUAACCCAUCCCAUCGUACCGCUGCCCCAUUCCCAAUGAAUCGAAUAUUCUGGUACACAACUAUCAUCCCAGUAUUUUGUUUCUUUGGUCUUUGGGAUCUUAGUCUGAUACUUGUUCACUUUAAUUGGAAUUGGAUUUGAUUCUGCACAGAUAUAGUUAGGAGGGAACAAUUCGAAAUGCUGUUACUGUUUGAAGCUCUACCUCUCAUUAUGCAAGAUCUAGAAUUUGACUCAGUAUCUACCUGAUUACCUGUGUAAAACGUAUUUACAAAUUGAAAUCACAAAAAGUUUGUAAAACUGACAGGCCUGUAUCUGAAUUGUGUAGGAAAAAAUUCU